AUGACUACGAGCAAAGCGAUCGCCUCCCGCUCUGACCCUCGGUUCAUCGUCGACUCGCGCUCCGAUGAAGAACAUGAAGCGGGUUCAUCGAGGUCCGGCUUGAAAGAAGCAUCUAGAGGCACCGACUCCGAAGACAACGAACCUCACGAGGAGGGGGAUGCCUUAGAGGACGGACAAGACGAAGAGUACGGAUUGAUUGAGGGGAUGGAUCCGUCAGGCUUUGCGGGACCCAAAGUUGUAAAACCCUUGACUUCGGAGGCUCUUGCAGCAUUCAACGCGGCUCACGACAGGGCAGGGGUCAUCUACAUAUCUCGGAUCCCACCAGGUAUGCGACCCACGAAAGUUAGACAUCUUAUGAGCCAAUACGGCGAGGUUGGCAGGGUGUAUUUGCAGCAAGAAGAUGCUAAACGUGCCUAUCUCAGGCGAAAGUAUACGUCGACGAAAAAAGCCCAUUUCACUGAGGGAUGGGUGGAAUUCAAAGACAAAAAGGUUGCCCGGUCUAUUGCUGACAUGCUGAAUGCACAACCAAUCGGAGGAAAGAAAGGGACGCGAUGGCGGGACGACAUAUGGACGAUGAAGUACCUUCCAAAAUUCAAGUGGAAUAUGCUCACUGAGCAAGUUGCUCACGAAGCGGCCAUACACACCGCGCGACUACGCGUGGAACUUUCGCAGUCUAAAACAGAGCAGAAAGAAUACCUGAAGAACGUGGAACUUGCACGGGUGUUGGACAAACGCGCCGAGCGGGCACGGCAGGCUGGGAAGGAGAUGAAGAAGCCUGAACCGAAGGAAAGGAAAAGGCAUGUGGACGGCGAGUCUGGGGAGCAACCUCCUCAGAAGAAAAGAAGGCAGAAACCCGCGCCGGACCUUGAGCAAGCCAACGAGCAGCUGAAGAGUGUGUUGGGUAGCAUUUUCUGA
Molecule: messenger RNA, 915 nt
Organism: Heterobasidion irregulare TC 32-1
Lineage: Eukaryota; Fungi; Basidiomycota; Agaricomycetes; Russulales; Bondarzewiaceae
Exons: 3
Coding region: 1-915 (304 amino acids)
Biological process (GO): endonucleolytic cleavage to generate mature 5'-end of SSU-rRNA from (SSU-rRNA, 5.8S rRNA, LSU-rRNA); endonucleolytic cleavage in ITS1 to separate SSU-rRNA from 5.8S rRNA and LSU-rRNA from tricistronic rRNA transcript (SSU-rRNA, 5.8S rRNA, LSU-rRNA); endonucleolytic cleavage in 5'-ETS of tricistronic rRNA transcript (SSU-rRNA, 5.8S rRNA, LSU-rRNA)
Cellular component (GO): nucleolus
Molecular function (GO): RNA binding
Source: RefSeq, a predicted model, not a curated record